CUUACUUUGUUCCUCUGCUCUCCCCUGCCCUCUCUACUCUUCAACUACCCCCUCACUUGGUUUUCAAUCCUCUCUGCUUGUCUUCUGCUUGGUCUCUUUUGUUUUAGUUUAGUUUAGUGAACCCUACUUCUCAUCAUGGCGGAGAAAGGAUGUUCCGUAACGAGAGGAAAGAGAAAAGAAGAAUUGUCCAGCGAAAAGCCCGUGGAUGUACAACAAAUAAAGAAUGAAGGAGGGCAUGCACAGGAUAACGCAGAGGUCGGUGCAGAAGAUUCUCAGGUUGAGCCAAUGGAACUACCUGCUUUUGAAAUCAUCAACGGGGACCGAAUUGAUCCUUUUGCCUUUAAGUUCCAGUUCAAGAAUGUGGAAUACUCCUCGGGACGCAACAAGACCUUCCUGUGUUACCUCGUAGAUAAAGGGAACACAGAUGACGGGCUGCUGAGGGGCUAUCUGGAGGAUGAGCAUUCGGGGUCUCAUGCUGAGGAGGCUUUCUUCAUACAGUGCAUCCCAAACUAUGACCCUUCAGUCAGAUACACAGUCACCUGGUACGUGUCUUCCAGUCCAUGCGCUGCGUGUGCAGCAAAGAUAGCUGAAGUGUUGAAGGCCAGGAAAAACAUCAAGCUGAGCAUCUUUGCUGCACGGCUGUUUGAGUGCGAGGAGACAGAUAUCCAGGCCGGACUGAAGGCCAUGCACACUGCGGGCUGUAAGCUGAGGGUUAUGAAGCCUCUGGACUUCUCCUAUACCUGGGAUACAUUUGUGGAGAAUGAAGAAGAACCUCUUAACCUGUGGGAGGACUGCAAAGAAAACUAUGAGUACUACCAGGAGAAGCUGGCUGACAUUCUACAGUAGUGUGAUACUAUCAGCUAGUGAGAGCUCCAAUAAAUACUCCAAUGUUCUUCUUUUUACGAUAGUUCAUGACAUUCUUAUUGUGUCGUAUUGUCUAACAACAACUUCCUCACAUUGUAUUAUUCAACGCAAGCGUAGACUCAGUCAUCACUUGUAAAAUGCAAUGUCAUUGACACGUAAUGUAACACUUCUGCACACAUUAAGUGUGAAAAAGGAAAAAAGUACUGCACUUUGAAAUGGUUUUGAAAUCUCUAUCAGACGGCAUAGUCAAUAAAAGCAAAGCUAUUUGUAACCAUUGCAAACCGUUUCUUAUCACCGGAGUGCUAUGCGCCCAAAAGUACUACAAGCCCAAAGUACUACGACCCUGAAGUACUACUUAAAAGCGUUACAACAUGGAGGCUUACACAAGCAGCCUGAAGAACAACAUCUGUACCCUGUAAAAAGUGGUUUUCUCAUGCUGGUGAUGUUGUUCGGAAGAAGAGAGGUUCUUCAUCAUCUGAAAAAGUAAAUGACUUUGUGUGUCUCUGCAACUGGCUUGGUGCAGAGAAGUAAGAAAAUGUGAAGUUGUAGGAAUGAAUUAAAAAAGACUUUAACGGUU
This is a messenger RNA of Gasterosteus aculeatus aculeatus (three-spined stickleback), 1441 nucleotides long. RefSeq names its product apolipoprotein B mRNA editing enzyme, catalytic polypeptide-like 2a (gene apobec2a). Gene Ontology annotation, cellular component: cytoplasm; nucleus. Lineage: Eukaryota; Metazoa; Chordata; Actinopteri; Perciformes; Gasterosteidae. The record is from RefSeq and is a predicted model, not a curated record. Gene Ontology annotation, biological process: cytidine to uridine editing. Gene Ontology annotation, molecular function: cytidine deaminase activity; RNA binding.